GGUACACUUAAUUUGAAAUUUGCGAUAACAGAGCUCGGAUGGGUUGGUGAUCAUGGGAUACAGCAUCGAGAUUUCACUACAAAUACCACUCGGUCAGCCCCCCAACUUGAUCAUCAUCCUCUCCUCUCAUAUCCUCCUUGUCAACUGCUAGCCUUCGCACUUUCAAGCUUUCAACAUGUCGUCUCCCAAAGUUGCAAUCAUCAUUUACUCCAUGUACGGUCAUAUCGCAACGAUGGCCGAGUCUGUCAAGGGUGGUAUCCAGUCCGCUGGCGGCUCCGCCACCAUUUACCAGAUCGCUGAAACAUUGCCCGCGGAAGUCCUCACAAAGAUGUAUGCUCCCGCAAAGCCAAGUUACCCCAUCAUCACCCCGGCCGAACUGGUCAACUUUGACGCCUUUGUCUUCGGCGUUCCUACCCGUUAUGGCAAUUUCCCCGCUCAGUGGAAAGUUUUCUGGGACGCAACUGGUGGUCUCUGGGCUAGUGGUGCUUUGUCUGGCAAAUUUGCGAGUGUCUUCGUUUCUACAGGCACCCCAGGUGGAGGACAGGAGGCUACCAUCAUCAACUCCCUCUCAACUCUUGCCCACCACGGCAUUAUCUACAUCCCAUUGGGCUACAAAAACACAUUCGCGCAACUCACUAACAUAAGCGAGGUUCGCGGUGGUUCUCCUUGGGGUGCUGGCACCUUCGCUGGACCCGAUGGGUCACGCCAGCCUUCAGCUCUUGAAUUAGAACUCGCUACCAUCCAAGGCAAGGGCUUCUGGGAGGUUGUUUCCAAGUACAAAUUCUAGAAGGGCUAUUAAUAAUCACAUUUACGGUACUUGCAGAUACCCCAUAAUAGAUACGUGCACGAAAAAUAUAGACAAAUUUUGAUGACGAAGAUGUUUGUUUGCUUACAUCAAGUCUGUUGCAUGUUUGACCGGUAUAUAUCCCUGUGGAUGCAUCCUACACAGGCGCGCACGCAAUAUUAAUGGUC
Messenger RNA from Suillus discolor, 972 nucleotides. RefSeq names its product flavoprotein-like protein. Gene Ontology annotation, molecular function: NAD(P)H dehydrogenase (quinone) activity; FMN binding. The transcript has 5 exons. NCBI's taxonomy places the organism in Eukaryota, Fungi, Basidiomycota, Agaricomycetes, Boletales, Suillaceae. Bases 176 to 787 code for a protein of 203 amino acids. The record is from RefSeq and is a predicted model, not a curated record.